Jaminaea rosea is the source of this 456-nucleotide messenger RNA. RefSeq names its product ribosomal protein L11. The transcript is spliced from 4 exons. Gene Ontology annotation, molecular function: structural constituent of ribosome; large ribosomal subunit rRNA binding. The coding region runs from base 1 to 456 and encodes 151 amino acids. Gene Ontology annotation, cellular component: ribosome; mitochondrial large ribosomal subunit. Lineage: Eukaryota; Fungi; Basidiomycota; Exobasidiomycetes; Microstromatales. Gene Ontology annotation, biological process: translation. The record is from RefSeq and is a predicted model, not a curated record.
AUGUCAAAGAAAGGAGGAGCCGCAGCGGCUACUCAGCUCGUGAAGCUCCUAGUGCCAGCGGGAAAGGCGAGCGCACAACCUCCCGUGGGACCUGCAUUGGGCAGCAAGGGAGUCAAAGCAAUGGAUUUCGCCAAGCUAUUCAACGAACGCACAGCCCAUCUAGAACCCGGUCUCCCUACACCGGCAGUAAUCACCAUUUCCCCCGAUAGGACCUUCACCUUCACCCUCCGCACCCCUCCCACCUCUCUCCUCCUCAAACGCGCAGCAGGCAUCACGACGGGCUCCGGUCGAGCAGGAAGUACAGGUAGCGAAGGGGUCGCGGGGACGGUGAGCGUUAAACACAUCUAUGAGAUCGCAAAGAUCAAGAUGGCAGAUGUAAAGGGGGUAGGGGAGGAGAAGAUGUGCAAGGUCGUUGCAGGUAGUGCGAGGAGUAUGGGGAUUAGAAUCGUCAGGUGA